AAUAGGUGUUGCCAGAAUAUAUAUUUUAUUUUUUAGUAUUAAUUUAAUCUGACGCGGCCUUCUUUUUUUUCAAGCUUUUGGCUUUGGUUCUGACAUAAAUACCAAUCUUUGAGUUUGGCCUUUCAAUCAGAAAUUGGCAGCCACAGGCAGGUCCCCUCCCCCCACCCACUUCACGGGUUUACAAAACCCAUAACAAAAAAGAGAGUUAAAGCCAAAGCUUUUUCCGGGAAUUAAGGAUUGUGAUCAGAGAUGGAGAACUUGAUGGGAUUGUUGAGAAUUCAUGUGCAAAGAGGGGUGAAUCUUGCUGUGAGAGAUGUUGUAAGCAGUGAUCCUUAUAUUAUUGUCAGGAUGGGAAGACAGAAAUUAAAGACUCGUGUCAUAAAGAAGAAUCUCAAUCCAGAGUGGAAUGAGGAUUUAACUCUUACAGUUGCGGACCCUAAUCUUCCAGUUAAGCUUGAGGUAUAUGACAGAGAUAGAUUCAGUUUUGAUGAUAAAAUGGGGGAUGCAGAAUUUGAUAUUCGUCCAUUUAUAGAAGCUGUAAAGAUGCCGUUGGAAGGUCUUCCCAGUGGAACUAUAAUCAGGAAAAUUCAGCCAAGCAGGCAAAACUGUCUAUCAGAUGAGAGUUGCAUAAUUUGGAGCAAUGGCAGAGUUGUUCAAGACAUGUUCUUGAGGCUCAGAAAUGUGGAGUGUGGUGAAAUUGAGCUUCAAUUGCAAUGGAUUGAUAUCCCUGGUUCCAGAGGACUUUAAUUAGUUAAUUACUUGAUUAAUUUCAGCUUUUGUUGUUUUUGGUUUUUUUUUUUCCUAGUGCUAAUAAUUAAACAUAUAGUGUGCAUGUUAGAUUUUGAGGGGGUCAUUACCUGCCACCUUAGUAGAAUUUCUUCUUUGUUCAUAUAUGCCAGAAACAGGAUGUAUUAAUUAAUAAUUAUGUAGUUGAA
Durio zibethinus is the source of this 935-nucleotide messenger RNA. Its product is annotated as protein C2-DOMAIN ABA-RELATED 4-like. The record is from RefSeq and is a predicted model, not a curated record. Lineage: Eukaryota; Viridiplantae; Streptophyta; Magnoliopsida; Malvales; Malvaceae.